Molecule: messenger RNA, 851 nt
Organism: Camellia sinensis
Lineage: Eukaryota; Viridiplantae; Streptophyta; Magnoliopsida; Ericales; Theaceae
Source: RefSeq, a predicted model, not a curated record
AUAGUUACAUAUGAGAACAAAAGUACUGAAAUUAGCAUAAAAUAAAUACAGUUUCAUAGAGAUCACAUAACAAAAAUUUGAAGCAAACCACAAUUAAAACAAGGCAACCAUACCUUAAGAUUGGGAACUUGAUCAGCUUCACCUUCCGAUAACAACACAACUUUUAUAUAUCUUAUAUAUAUAUGGAGGGAGAGAGAAAGAGAGAGAGAGAGAGAGAGAAAGAGAGGCUCACCCUUUUUCCCUACCCUCCCAGAACUAGAAAUAAGGGUUGCGAAUGUGCAAUUGAGGUAAUAUAGAUGGAUUGGUUGCCACAUUAUCGGUCCUUAAUUUGUGAUUUGUACUUCUUACAUUGGAUUGAAUUCACUGGCAAGCACAAGACUAGGUACCAUAUUGGACAACUGGUGAAAGAGACAUCAACUAAGCUUAAGCAAGCUACUGAAAUAGAUCAGUGUACUGAAGUCAGUGCCAGCAAGAAGAUUGCUGAUGCUAAGCUGGCAAAAGAUUUCCAGGCAGUUCUUAGAGAAUUUCAAAAGGCUCAACGGCUUGCUGCUAAGAGGGAAACAACAUAUGCUCCUUUUGUUCCUAAGGAAGUUCUUCUGCCUAGCAACAAUGGCAAUGAGCUGAAGAUCGAUUCAGCGAAGAGUCAUGAACAGUUAGCUCUUCUUGUGCAAUCUAAAAGACAGGAGGUGGCAAUGUUGGAGAAUGAUAUUGUUUUCAAUGAAUACAUUAUUGAGGAAAGAGAACAGGGGAUCGAAGAAAUUCAACAGCAGAUUGGUGAGGUGAAUGAGAUUUUUAAGGAUCUGGCUGUGCUAGUUCAUGAGCAAGGAGUUAUGAUUGGGUACAUGUUGUAA